UGGAACUUAUUUAUAAGAUAUCUUGAUUCUUCUCUUAAACUUUGCAUCUGAUAGCAAUUCUAUGAGUCAGUAUGAAUAUAAAUUUGAUGUCUAUUAGGAAUAUCCUCAAUAAAACUUAGAAUGGUAUACUCUAUUUAUUCCUAUUAUUAAAAUAGUUAGCACUGUAACUAGUCGAUAAAACUAGUUCAAUAAGAAAUUGUACAAAAUCAACAUAAUACACAGGCUUUCCAUAAAUGAUUGACUCUUCACUGAUAUUAUGUUCAAGGACAGUUUCCUGGUGUCGACCGACUGACUACCAAGACAUUUUGGACUUUUCUUUUGAUAAUCACGACAUUAUUAGCAAGAAACUGAAUAAAAAGUUACAAUAAGCAGUAUUAGUAGAUUUAAGUUCUCCUUAGGAAUUGUAGUAGUUGUGCUAUCAGGUGAUGGUUGUGAAGAAUGCUAAAUGGUUGUUGAACAAUACUUCUAAUUAAUACUUAAUAUAACAUAAAUUAUAAAGUCAAGCCUCCUUCGCAAAUAUUAGUAUCUUAUAUCCAAUUCAAAUUUUGCUCUUUAUGCCUAUAUCAUGAUAGUAAUUCCUACUUUAAGAAUGAAUAAUAAAUGGGGAGAUCUGUAUAUAUUUUCCAUUUAUCUGAAUCAUUAAGUACAAGGUUAUUUAAUGGAGUUAACGUAAAUCUUAAGUUCUUGAUAAAUUUAUGAUGUCUAUGCUUUGAACAUUUAUUACAACCAUCUAAAUAAUUUUGGCUCUAACUACUGCAAAUCCAUAAAUCAAAACACAAUAAGUUAUCCUAA
This is a messenger RNA of Paramecium octaurelia, 792 nucleotides long. NCBI's taxonomy places the organism in Eukaryota, Ciliophora, Oligohymenophorea, Peniculida, Parameciidae. The record is from the annotation of a GenBank genome assembly.